UUCAGUGUCAGAGUGAAUACCAGAAGAGCUACAGGGUUUCCCGUUCCAGGAGCGUGUCUCCUCAGCGCUGCGCCCCAUUGGCCGGCCUCCGCUCCGACCAAAUGAGAAUCUGCAGAGAACCAGGUCUGCAGCGCCGGAAGAGACUUGUUCCUGGAGGUCUCGCUCAGUCCUGCACUUCACUGCUCUGUCCGUCAGACCCACAGCGCCCCCUAGCUGCUCCGACUGCUCUCACUCACAAUAAAGUGCCCUCUGAUGCCUCUCGGAGUCGCUCAGCCCACAGGAAGGAUCCUUCCCCCAAACCUCCAACGCCUCCAGAAUCUCGAGCAGAACCCAAAUCCCCGGCUCAACCGGAAUCUCCAGCAGGACCACGACCUCCAGAAAGAUGUUCUGCAAACUCCGGAUCACCAGGAGAACCAGGAGUGACUGGAAAAUCAAGAAAGCUCCACCCCUCACAGCUCAACAACCAAUCACAGCCCAGCCGCCCCUCGUCAGCAGCACCUGAUGGACGGCAGCCCUCAGCCAAUGAGGUUGAUCAUGCUCUGCGCUGGAGGGCGGGGCUGACGUCAGCAGGUCAAAGGUCAGGGGGUCACCGGUCCGAAUACCACCGACAGUUCAGCUGGAAGAAACCUGUAACUUCUGCUUCACCCAUGCUGACGGCUGAACAGGUGCUGUAUUCCAGCAGCAGGUCUGUCCCCCCCUUUAAGAAACACCCCGUCUCCAUGGAAACCGAGUAUCAGCAGAGCUUCAAGGGUGUGGCCCCUCCCACUGGACCCCACCUUCUGAAACAUCUGGAACAUCAGCGAAUCCCACUGUUCCACACGUACAUGAGCAACAAGAAGAGGAGGGAGGAGUCUCAGAAGAAGCCCCGCCCCAAACACAAUGAUCCCGCCUCUCAGGAGGAUGACAUCACAACUCCUCCUCCUCAGGUGCAGAGAGGUCACAGGAUCCUAGAAGAAGGCGGGGCCAUGGACGGUGACACCCCUCAGGUGACGGAGCUGCGGCGGCGAGCGUCGCUGUACCGCCGUCGAGCCUGGGGAACCAACUUCUGCAGAGAUCACCUGAACCAGCUGCAGUCCGAACACAACGCUCUGUGGGAGCCCACGGACUCGUCCACCGACCCCCCCACCCCCUGCCUGACCCUUGACUUCGGCCAGGAGCCCGACAGCCGCAGCACUUCCUGUGUGGAGGCUCUGGACCUGGCCAGUCGCUCCUGUCACUCCAGCCAGAGGUCGUCUGUCGUGGGCUCAAACGCACAAACACCUCCGGCUGAAAGACGCACGGCGUGGGAAGAAGAAGAGGAAAAAGAAGAAAGUGUAGACGAGGACGAGGGGAGGUUACCGACUCCCAGACUGAAGAUGAGACCAGUUCAGAGAACUCACCACGACCUCACCACACCUGCCACAGGAGGCGCUAUACUAGUGGGAACAGUGAAGAGCAGUGAGGAAUCGUCUCUAAACAAACAACAGAGAUGUGGGUCAGUGGUUUCCAUGGCAGCAGCUCUCGACAUGCCAUCGGAGAAGAGCAGCCCCCACCGCCCGUCACUUGGCCCCUCCCCUGACCACAAACCAGCCUCUAAACCAAUCAGGAUGAAGCAAACACCUCCACCGACGGUAGCACCGCCCCUUCAGCUCCGGCCCGCGCUGCACUGCAUCCAGGGAACGUUGAGACGCCCCGAAUUCCAACAUAACGGUGAGCUGGGGUCCAGGUUCGUGUCCUCAGGUGAGCUGGGGUCCAGGUUCACGGAGCUGCAGACUUCAGGAGGCGAUGAAGACGACCGUCUCUCAGUGAUGUCAUGCCGUUCGGCAGCCUCGUGCUCCGCGGCGUCCGUCGUCCUCGAGCGCGCUCAGAAGAGACGAGAGAGCUUCUGGGGGAAGAGAUGAACCCCCCCACCCCCACCCCCCCUCACCAGGUCUCUGCUGUCACCAUGGAAACCAGCGUGUUGUUCGUAGAGCUGAGUGGAUUUUUUUUAUAGACGUCACCAGAAUAUUUUCUAGAAUCAAGUAUUUUUAUAGUUGAAUUCAUUAAAUUAUGAAAGUUAUUUUUUGUAGUUGAUGUUUUGAUGAAUGUAACCAUCGUGUGUAGUUUGUGUUUGUGUUCUUUGCUGAGAUAAAAGAGACUCGAGCGUCCUCUCGUCUUUGACUCGUCGUCGUUACAGACGUCGUGAAAAUCGUCUCAGAGUCGAAGUCGUAAAAUCACGACGAUGUGAAAGAAGCUGAAACGUAAACUCGUUGGUUUGUAUUUAUAUAAAAUAUCACGUUUUAUCACAUAUUAGUCUUCGUUCUGUGAGGUCACACAAACCUUGACCUCCGACCAUCAUGAUCCUCCAGUGGAAUAAGUGACGCAAUUAAAAGACAAUACAGAUGGGAUUCUUCAGAACACACACACACACACACUCACUCACUCACUCAGCUUUACAUUGUUUGUUCUGGUAUAUUGUUUCGAGGGGAAUUCACAGUCGGCUGCUUUAUCAGCUCAUCAUCCCUGACUGAGUGUGUACAUGUUGUGUGUUUAACGUGUUUGUAUAGUUGGCCCAGUGGAAGUUACCAGGUCGUGUCAUCUCUGUCUGGAGGGAAUAUUUAAAGGUGUGUGUGUGUUUCAGGAAUGUUUCUAUUAAUUCCCGUGUCGUCUUUUAAUCGCAUCACUUGCUUCACAUAUUGUUUUGUGCGUCUCUGCUUUAACGCCAACGUCCUGCGUCAGAGUUGUUUUUUUAAUUUGCAUCACUGUGACCUUGGUGCUCCACCGUCCGACCUCCCUCACCGUGACGUGCAGCUGGUUGCAGCAGGUCGUGAGUCGCGGCUCCUCGACCGAUGCGGAAAUGAUGAAAUUCCUGAUUUGACGAGUUUAUGGAACCAAAACAUUUUCAGUUUGAGUUGAUCCUGAGACACACACUCGAUCCAGGUUCCAUCUUCUUCGUCUCUCUGCAGAUUGAUUUGAUUGUUUAUAAAAACCUCCCUGAUAUUUACAACAACAGGUUUCUAAUGUCACGUCUUAUGUAUUUCACUUUAUUAUAAGUGUUGUUGUAUUUGUUGCUU
Paralichthys olivaceus (Japanese flounder) is the source of this 3032-nucleotide messenger RNA. NCBI's taxonomy places the organism in Eukaryota, Metazoa, Chordata, Actinopteri, Pleuronectiformes, Paralichthyidae. The record is from RefSeq and is a predicted model, not a curated record.